UGGUUUAUCCAUUCUUUCCGGAUCCAGCGCCUCUGCAAGCCUCAAGGUCUUCUCCAGAUUCGUGCCAAAAUUCAGUGCAAACAUCUUAGUAAGAGUAGCAGCAGCAGCAGCAGAGUACUGCGAGGAGUCAACUUGGAGUAUACUGUACAACUGAUGCUGGGCAGCUUCACGUUGGGGUACUUGUACAUACAAAAAGAUAGGUGGUGAUUUAAUGGAAGAUAUGCAAUUCCUAGCCUCCAUGGAUAAUCUUUGUGCAACUCUUUCUAGAUAAAGAACUUUUAUUAAAAAAUAAAAUCCCCCUCUGGAAGGGUGAAUGAGCCAACAAUUUGUCUUAUGUGGUCAGUUCAUGGACUUUGACACCAUUUAUUUCGUCUUCUUUUAUACAUGUUUCUUGCUUUGGUGACAUCAUUCAUACAGAAGUUUCAGCAAUACGUCUCACUUAAGCUACCCUGCACGCUGGGAAAGACAAGUAGAUGUUUCCGAUCAUGUGAUAGUGCUUCUGCAGUCAAAAUUUUGUUUAAAAGAAAAUGGACGAUGAGUCUAGCAGAUAUGCUAAGCUGGAGAGCAUGUUACAAGAUGGAAGUUCACAACCACACAAUCUACCACUAGAAUAUUUGAGAAACAUCACAAAUAACUUCUCUGAUGAGCGGCUACUUGGUGAAGGUGGUUUUGGCACGGUAUACAAGGGAGUGCUAUCAGAUGGGAAAACGAUUGCUGUGAAAAAACUCAACUCGUCAUCUCCAGGAGUUAAGGAUAGGCAUUUUGAGAAUGAAGCCUCUCAUCUUAUGAGGCUUAAACACCCAAAUGUAGUGCUACUUGUAGGCUGGUGUUCUGAAACAGAGAAUAUAUAUGUACAGUACAGUGGGAAAUACAUCUGUGCUGAGAAGUCAGAAAGGUUGCUUUGCUUGGAGUACAUGCCUAAAGGAAGCCUUCGUGGGUAUCUUUCAGAUGAAGCGUCCGGACUUGGUUGGGACACACGCUACAAAAUAAUCGAGGGCAUUUGUUAUGGUUUACAUUAUCUGCACGAGGAAUGGCAACAUAGUACCCCCAUUAUUCACAUGGAUCUAAAACCUGCAAACAUAUUGCUUGAUGACAGUAUGGUGCCUAAAAUUGCGGACUUCGGCUUGUCAAGACUCUUCAGUGAGGAGAAAACUUGGACUUGCACGAUAAAUCGUGAUGGAACAUUAGGUUACAUGGCGCCAGAAUACAUAAACAGAGGUCUAAUCACAACAAAGUCAGACAUAUUCAGUUUGGGUGUUAUAAUCUUAGAGAUAGUGACUGGACACAGGGACUAUCCAGACGAGAAUGGAGUAUCUCCCCAGGAAUUUAUGGACCUUGUACUAAAGAAAUGGAGAAAUAGGCUGCAAAAGACAGCUAGUUAUAAAGAACUUUAUUUUUACCAGCAAAUAAGAAGAUGCAUUCAGAUAGGUCUGGUCUGUGUGGACCUUGAUCGAUCCAAAAGACCAACAACAAGCCAAAUUAUCAAGAUGCUUCACGUAGAAAGUGUAGAUUUAAGCAGGAGAAAAAGGGUAUAUCCUCAGCCACAAUUUUCAACUUCAGAAGACGAAGAACCACAAAAGCACAGGUCACCGUUGCAGAAGGAAUGCCAACCGAGAAAGAUAUCCUUAGAAAUAGAUCAGUCGGCCUCGCUCGCCGGGUCCGCGGUCAGCUCCCUCGACGCCGUCGACAGCCUCCGCAUCGGCGGCAGCGGCGACUGGGGCGGGGAAGUCCGCCGCCUCUGCGAAAGGCUCGGUCUCUCCGGACCCGACGACUUCGCCAUCUCGAUUGCCGACUGGGAGGCGCACAAGGCCCUGCGCUUCUGCGCCUCUGCUAGCUCCCCGCUCCUUCACGAGGGUGCCGAGGAACACGAUUGGCCUGAGGGCACCGUACCUGAGCUACUGGUGGCACGCGGCGGCCGAAUUGAAGCUCCAGAGCGGCCGGCAUGGCUGGAUCCGCCGGAGCUCACCCGGCCAAAUGUGAAGAGAGCAGCUGGGGACGGAGGAAUCAAGGGCAUGCGCCCGCAGCCGGUGCUCAAGCCGCCGCCCUCGAGGGCGCUGCCGGUUGUCUGCUGGGCGGGGUCCACGUGGGAUCUCCUGCGGUCGUUCGCGCCGGAUGAGGAACAACACGCCCCGGUGAGCAGAUCUGGCCGUGGUUUGGGAUACCAGUAUGCGGUGGAAAAGGAAGAGGAGGACGAUGCGAGCACGACCACCGAAUCCAGGAUCUUCAUCUCACCGAACGGGAGGAUUAGGAGGAAGAUCCGGUCAUGGAACCGAGGGGCGCUCCUGGGUAGUGGCUCGUUUGGGACGGUCUACGAGGGCAUCAGCGAUGAGGGUGCCUUCUUUGCCGUCAAAGAAGUAAACUUAUUUGAUCAAGGGAGCAACGCAAAGCAGUGUAUCUUUCAGCUUGAGCAGGAAAUUGCACUUCUGAGCCAGUUUGAGCAUGAGAAUAUAGUACAGUACUAUGAUACAGACAAAGAAGGUUCGAAACUUUACAUCUUCCUUGAACUAGUGACACAAGGAUCCCUUGCAUCUCUGUAUCAGAAGUAUCGCCUUCUGGAUACACAUGCAUCUGCAUAUACAAGACAGAUCCUUAAUGGGUUGACUUACCUCCAUCAAAGGAAAAUAGUUCAUAGAGACAUAAAAUGCGCAAAUAUUCUGGUGCAUGCUAAUGGAUCUGUGAAACUUGCAGAUUUUGGACUCGCUAAGGAGAUCACCAAAUUCAGUGCGAUUAAAUCAUGCAAAGGAACUGUUUAUUGGAUGGCACCUGAGGUUGUCAAUCCAAAAAAGUCAUAUGGACCUGCAGCUGACAUAUGGAGUCUUGGUUGUACCGUCCUAGAGAUGUUGACACGCCAAAUUCCCUAUCCUGACAUCGAAUGGACACAAGCUCUAUACAGGAUUGGUAAGGGGGAAGCGCCAGCAAUUCCAUAUAGUCUUUCAAAGGAUGCUCAUGAUUUUAUAAGCCAGUGUGUAAAACCCAAUCCAGAAGACAGACCUUCAGCAUCCGAACUGUUGGAGCAUCCAUUCAUUAACUGUUCAACUAGCCAGCUAGCCCGUGCAAAUAGCAAGGCCCUGCGCAGCCUGCCACCGUCCUGCAAGCUUACGCCGCCGCUGCUCGCCCCACUGGGCCGCGCCUCCCUGUAGGCUACUAGCACCGCAAGCUCGCGCCAUCGCCUGUGAUGUGCCUCUGCUUGCGAUGGCCCUGAGCUGGGAAGUUGGGAACCAGCAACAUCAGGCCAAGAGGAACGCCCGGGGAAGAGGAAGGAGAGGAUGUUGCGGGGAGCCUCGCCGGAGCCGUUCACCUGCGCCGCCACGGAGCCUCACCUCGCCGGAUCCGCUCAUCCGUGCCGCUGGCCGCUCUCGAGCUUCUCCUCUCACCUCUUGUUCGCAAGAACGGAUCACGAAGCUUGCGUCGAGGCGAAGCAAAGUCGUGAAGUCGCCGGGUCCAUCUGAUGCUCCGAGAAAAAGUUGGACGAAAAUGCCCCCGAAUGUGUAAUAGGCCUAGUUAUUAAUGUAGGGGUAUUUUUUUGGAAACAUUAAUGUAGGGGUAUUUUAGUCUUUAGUAGAGACUUGGAGAAAAAGAAGAGGGGAGGGGCGCUGGAAAUAGGGACGGAGUCCCUUCCCCCUUCCUCCCGUGCUUCUGUUUUUCUUUCUUCCUGUUGUAACUUGAUGUAUGAAUGUAAAUGGAAUACAGAGACACAAGAUGUAGAGUGAAUCGGCAGGCUUUUUCCAUUGAUCA
Molecule: messenger RNA, 3735 nt
Organism: Panicum virgatum (switchgrass)
Lineage: Eukaryota; Viridiplantae; Streptophyta; Magnoliopsida; Poales; Poaceae
Product: mitogen-activated protein kinase kinase kinase 1-like
Exons: 16
Coding region: 528-3140 (870 amino acids)
Biological process (GO): protein phosphorylation
Molecular function (GO): protein kinase activity; ATP binding
Source: RefSeq, a predicted model, not a curated record